GAAAAAAUGAAAAAAGAAUAAAAAAAAUACGAAGUUUAAGAAUACAUGGCUGAAAAAUCUAGUGAUAAACUCGAAGAACAAUAUUAUAAAACAUAUAUGGAAUGGUCAUAUAGAUAACCAUAAGUAGAAGAUUAAAGGCUUUUAGUAAAAGAUCUUUUAGUUGAAAAUUUUGAAUUAUUAUCUUGCUUAAAUA
Messenger RNA from Ichthyophthirius multifiliis, 193 nucleotides. RefSeq lists its product as hypothetical. The annotation marks the transcript as partial. Lineage: Eukaryota; Ciliophora; Oligohymenophorea; Hymenostomatida. The record is from RefSeq and is a predicted model, not a curated record. The transcript has 2 exons.